Messenger RNA from Charadrius vociferus (killdeer), 846 nucleotides. It is a transcript of the gene VENTX, whose product is annotated as VENT homeobox. Gene Ontology annotation, molecular function: DNA-binding transcription factor activity, RNA polymerase II-specific; RNA polymerase II cis-regulatory region sequence-specific DNA binding. Gene Ontology annotation, biological process: regulation of transcription by RNA polymerase II. NCBI's taxonomy places the organism in Eukaryota, Metazoa, Chordata, Aves, Charadriiformes, Charadriidae. The coding region runs from base 1 to 846 and encodes 281 amino acids. The record is from RefSeq and is a predicted model, not a curated record. The transcript is spliced from 4 exons.
AUGACCAAGGCCCCUUUCUCUGUGGAGUGGUUGUCCCAGAGCAGCCAGGCCCUCAAGAGCCCCACCGAGGGCUCCCAGCACCCAUCAUCCUCGGCGGCCCUGGGCCACCGGCCCGGCCCCAGCCCCGGCUUGAGCGAACGGGGAAAGGAGCAGUCCGCCGGCCCGCGGGCCGGGACAGGCGGCAGGAGCAGGGAGCGCUUGGCGACCCCCCCCGCUGCAGGAGCAGGCGAGCGGCCGUGGGGAGCGGAGCAGCCCCCGCCGGAGGGGGGUCCCGAGUGCCCGGGUCCCGAGGAGCCCGGCGGCAGGGGCGGGCGGCGGCUGCGCACGGCCUUCAGCGCGGAGCAGCUCAGCACCCUGGAGAGCUCCUUCCAGCGGCAGCAGUACCUGGGGGCCGCCGAGCGGCGGCGGCUGGCGGGCAGGAUGGGGCUCUCGGAGGUGCAGAUCAAGACCUGGUUUCAGAACCGGAGGAUGAAGCUGAAGAGGCAGAUACAGGACCACCAGCACAGCCUCGUGUCUCCUGCUCCACUCUACAGCUACCCCGCGGGGACCCCACCAGCCCUGUUUCAGGAUGGUCUCCACUACCCCUUUGCUCCACAGCACCAGAGACUGCUGCCUUUUACCCCGGUGCCUGCUGUGCAGUUCAGCUUCUCCUUUCCCAGAUACGAGGCAUUGCAAAGCACCUACCACUUUAUGACAAAUGAGCUGCCGCUCCGCUUUGCCAUUUUCAUAAAGUUUGCUUUGGGAUUUUUAGGAAUGGCUCCAAGUGUUCCUGAUAGCAAGCCUAACAGAAACCUGCAGUUUAAAAUUCAUGAAGCUGAUGAGUUACAGCUGAAACUUCAGAAGUAA